GGCAUCCCGCACUGCUCUGAUCUCAGCUUGAGUCAAUUUCACAGGAAAAGUCGACCCUAAUGGUAUAGUCAUCAAAACCAUUAAAAGAGCUCUGCUGAUUUCCAAGUGGAUAUUCAAUCUGGACACAUGCGAGGCACCAAAAGCGACUAGCACCAUCUAUCUUAAAAGGGUAUUUUUGCUUAGUGAAACUUUACUGUUGUGUAAUCUAACUAGUACGCAAAGAAAACUGACACGAUCUCCAAGAUAUUGAACAAUUACACUCCGCAGUGUUUCAAUCUCAACUUCAAAAGCCCCUACGGUACUGAUCCUGGGUCUUUUCAAGCCGGGGGUGGGAGGGGGGGGCUUUUGUUUGAUCACAAAUGUUAGCGGUGGAGCAGAUGGAUACUAAUCGCCAGAGUGCUUUCGUCUUGGGCAGUACACCGCUGGCAGCUCUCCAUAACAUGGCUGAAAUGAAGACCUCUUUAUUCCCUUACGCUCUGCAGAAUCACUCGGGUUUUAAGGCAUCUUCGCUAACUAGCUUGAACGCUCAGUUUCCCCUGGGGACGCCACACGGAAUUAGUGACAUCCUGGGAAGACCCAUUACUACAGCCAGCGGUCUUCUUUCGGGACUUCCUCGGAUAAACGGACUGACCACUUCGGCAGGAAUGUAUUUUAACCCGGCUACCGUUUCUCGAUACCCUAAGCCCUUGACGGAACUCCCUGGCAGAGCCCCCAUUUUCUGGCCUGGAGUCAUGCAAGGGUCCCCUUGGAGAGAUCCACGACUCGCCUGCCCGUCUCAAGCUAACAUGCUUCUUGAUAAAGACGGAAAGAAAAAGCAUUCUCGACCGACUUUUUCAGGACAGCAGAUAUUUGCUUUGGAGAAAACUUUUGAACAAACAAAAUAUCUGGCAGGUCCAGAGAGAGCCCGUCUGGCUUAUUCUUUGGGAAUGACGGAAAGCCAAGUCAAGGUAUGGUUUCAAAACAGGAGAACCAAAUGGAGAAAAAGGCACGCAGCAGAGAUGGCCACGGCAAAGAAAAAGCACGAUUCAGAAACAGAAAAAUUAAAGGAGAGCUCGGACAACGAGGACGAUGAUGAAUACAACAAGCCGCUGGACCCCAACUCUGAUGACGAGAAAAUAACGAGAUUGCUGAAAAAGCACAAGGCAACGAAUUUAUCACUCUUAAGUCCGUGCAGUAACAGCUCGGAUACAUUGUGAUAAACACACACACACACACACAUAUAUAUAUAUAUAUAUAUAUA
Molecule: messenger RNA, 1240 nt
Organism: Polyodon spathula (Mississippi paddlefish)
Lineage: Eukaryota; Metazoa; Chordata; Actinopteri; Acipenseriformes; Polyodontidae
Product: homeobox protein Nkx-6.2-like
Exons: 3
Coding region: 360-1196 (278 amino acids)
Biological process (GO): cell differentiation; regulation of transcription by RNA polymerase II
Cellular component (GO): nucleus
Molecular function (GO): DNA-binding transcription factor activity, RNA polymerase II-specific; RNA polymerase II cis-regulatory region sequence-specific DNA binding
Source: RefSeq, a predicted model, not a curated record